UGCUAUUGUCUUCUCUGUCAGUUUUAUAUUAAAUAAUUAUAACAAGAUUCAAUAUUGUGAUAAUAAAUAACGAAAUGGAUAAUAUACCAGAAAGCGCAUUAAUUGCUGCUAAGAAAGCUGUGCAAUUUGAUAGAAGUGGACAAUAUAAACAAGCCCUAUAUUACUACAAAGUAACAGUAAAAUCUCUUGAUGGAUUAUCCUUAGAUGUUGCAUAUGAUCAGAAGAUUACAGAUUAUCGAGAAAGAAUAUCUGCAAUUCAACAAUUAAUUAAUGAAGAAGAUGAAACACAUGGUGCUAUUAAUCAACAAAAAUCUGAUCUUCACAGAUGUGAAUUUUUGAUAAAUCAAGCACUUGAUGCUGAUGAAGCAGGCCUUAAAGAUGUAGCUUUGAAAUUAUAUACAGAUGCUGCUGAAUUAGGUCUUAGUGUAAAAGUAACUACUUCUGAAAUAAAAACAAAGUUGAAUAAUUUAAUCAGACUUGCUCUUGAGAGAGCAGAAUCUUUAAAAGGUAUUAAAAAACAAACUGAUAAUAUAGAUGAUAUUAUUAAAUCACUUCAAAAUUUGCAACCUGUUCCUAAUGAUGACCCUUCAGAUACAGUCUCAUCAUUAAAAUCUUCUACUACAAAUGCAAAUAAAUUUUUAGGACAUCAAACAAAACCUGCUCUGCACCGUGGAAGUAGUGCACAUCUUAAAAUAGCAAGUGGUAGUACCACUUAUACAGAAGAAGAAAAAAAAGUUUUACUUCAUAGUUCUCAUAUAAAUGAUAAAGAAUUUGUACCUUUUAUGGAUGUUGAUUUAUUAGAAAGAUUUCAAUAUGCUAUACCAUUUACUGAUAAAGAUGGAUUAUUGGCAUUAGCUCCUAAACAAAAAACAACUUUUGCAAGAUGGUGUCGACCCGAGGAAUUAUUUUCUGAACCUAAGAUGCUGAUGGGACGUUAUGUUGAUUAUUACAGCAUUAAACAAACUGUCAUAUCAGAUUGUUCAUUUGUGGCUUCUCUUGCUGUCAGUGCACAAUAUGAAAAGAGAUUUGGUCGUAGGCUUAUCACAUCUAUUAUUUAUCCAAAAAAUAGGAAUAAUGAACCAGUGUACAACCCAUUUGGAAAGUACAUGGUAAAAUUACACAUCAAUGGCAUUCCUCGCAAAGUAAUAAUAGAUGAUUUGUUACCUGUAAAUCGACACAAUCAAUUACUUUGCUCAUACUCUAACAAUCGUGGUGAGCUAUGGGUCUCUUUAUUAGAGAAAGCAUAUAUGAAAGUAAUGGGUGGCUAUGAUUUUCCUGGAUCUGGUAGUAAUAUAGACUUACAUGCAUUAACUGGUUGGAUACCUGAGAGGUAUGCUAUAAAACCAGAUGAUCCAGAUUUUAAUAAAGAUAGUUUCUUUGAAACUCUAAGAUUGAGAUUGCAUAAAGGUGACAUGCUUGUCACAGUUGGUACAGGACAAAUGUCAGAUAUUGAAGCAGAAAGAACUGGUCUUGUGUCUACUCAUGCCUAUGCAGUAUUAGAUGUUAGGGAAAUAAAUGGAGUUAGACUUUUUCAAUUGAAAAAUCCAUGGUCGUAUUUGAGGUGGAAAGGAAAUUACUCAGAACUGGAUACAAUGCAUUGGACUCGUGAAUUAAAAGAAAUAUUAAAUUAUGAUCCAGAUUCUGCAUCACAAUUGGAUAAUGGAGUUUUCUGGAUUGAUUAUGAUAGUAUAUGCCAAUUUUUUGUUGUCUUUCUUAUCAAUUGGAAUCCUGGUUUAUUUAAUUAUACUUACUGUAUUCAUCAAAUGUGGAAUGCAGGAAUCGGACCAGUAAAAGAUGUGUAUAAUAUAGGUGAUAAUCCACAAUUUUUACUUGAAGUACAAAGUAAUACAACAGGAGCAGUAUGGAUUCUUUUAACAAGACAUAUAACUGAUAUAGCUGAUUUUCGAGAAAAUAAAGAAUACAUUACAGUAUUAAUAUACCGGAAUAACGGUAAACGAGUAUAUUAUCCAGAUGAUCCACCGCCAUAUGUUCAUGGAGUAAGAAUAAACAGUCCACAUUAUCUUUGUAAAAUAAAAUUAGAAAAUGACAGUGACACGCGAUACACUUUAGUUAUAUCACAAUAUGAAAAAACACAUACGAUAUAUUACACUUUACGUGCGUAUGCAACAUGUCCUUUCAAAUUAUGGCAAAUACCUCAAUUAUACAAAUAUGAAAAGGAGAUUACAGAUGGUCAGUGGAAAGGGAUUUCUGCAGGUGGAUGUUCUAAUCAUACAACUUAUCCUAAUAAUCCAUAUUACCAACUUGAUCUGGAAAGUACUGGGGAUAAUAAUUAUGUAUUGAUUAUUUUAAAAGGACCUAAGGAGUAUCAAAUAGGUUUUGAUAUUGUUAUGGUAACUGUCAAUAAUCCAAAUGCAGAGGUAUUCAAAUCAAAAAAUUCUGGUUCAUUUCGGCCAGGAUUUGUUUAUUUAGAAUUAGAAAGAGUACCAGCUGGAAUAUAUCAUAUUAUUCCAUCUACGUAUCUGCCAGGACAGGAAGGCCCAUUUUUUUUGACAUGUAAAUCAUCUUGUAAUUUAUUUCUUCGUCGGAUUCAGUAAUUAGACAUUGUAAAAAUAUCUUCUUUGAAAAAUGGAUCUCAUUCUGUUUACGCAA
Molecule: messenger RNA, 2610 nt
Organism: Vespula pensylvanica (western yellowjacket)
Lineage: Eukaryota; Metazoa; Arthropoda; Insecta; Hymenoptera; Vespidae
Product: calpain-7-like
Exons: 12
Coding region: 75-2555 (826 amino acids)
Biological process (GO): proteolysis
Molecular function (GO): calcium-dependent cysteine-type endopeptidase activity
Source: RefSeq, a predicted model, not a curated record